Boleophthalmus pectinirostris (great blue-spotted mudskipper) is the source of this 2640-nucleotide messenger RNA. RefSeq names its product calcium/calmodulin-dependent protein kinase kinase 2. The record is from RefSeq and is a predicted model, not a curated record. Gene Ontology annotation, biological process: activation of protein kinase activity; CAMKK-AMPK signaling cascade; protein phosphorylation. Lineage: Eukaryota; Metazoa; Chordata; Actinopteri; Gobiiformes; Gobiidae. Gene Ontology annotation, molecular function: ATP binding; protein kinase activity.
ACCCACCACAUUGAACUUGUUCCACCUUUUCUACAAUUUGAGGGGGUGACGCUUCUCUGAGAUGGAGCUCACAAGGCGGAUCUCAAAUAGCUUGUCAACAUCUUUAAAUACGUAUGUUUUUCCACAAGAGGGAGCCAGUGUUCAAUAUUCCGCUCCCUAUAAGCACAGAGCUUAUGCCUGCAGCAGAUCGUAGCCGUACGAGACUUAUUCGUUAGUAAUUUUGUGUGAAAGCAGCAAAUGGUCAAAAUCAGAUGUCCAAACUAGUGACAGUUCAUCACUAGCCCUUAAACUGUCUGUGUAUUGGUCCCGCCCUCGCUGUACCCAGAGUCUCCGCGAGAGGCACGGGACUGUGCGCCCAGCUGGAUUUGUUCAUCCCAACAGUGGUGCUCUGUCUCUCUCAUGAACAGCUACGUUUAGCUAGCUAUCGUACAAACGCUACAGCUCUCAACAGAAAGUGUCUACAGCGGUGACAAAGACUUGCAUAAAUCUAAAGUCAUGCCCGCUCUGCCUGUUCCCUUCUGAUGGAGCCGUGGUUGGAGAGGCACUAUGUUUCCCUGUCAUGUAAGCGCCUGGCCCUCGGCUGAACCCGUGUCUUCAUGUGGCAGUCAUGCAGUGCCCCCCCAGACCCCUCAGCCCUCCCAACCUCUGCCUGACCUGCUGUGUAGCUGUCCUGCUCCUGCUGCUGAAGCCCACUCCCUCACACCAUCUCCGGAUCCCAUGGAGUCCCUCAUCGUGGUCACAGAAUAUGAGCCCAGUCGGCCUCCUGGUGCAGCUGGGGACCAAGAGGUAGAGGAAAUGGACAGCUCGGAGCCCCCUGAGCCUGGAGCACCUCCGCGAGCCCCAUCCUGUGACCUCCUGUCCCACACAGUUGGCCGACCCGAGGCUUUGCUUCCGGAGAGCCAUGAGCAGAGGGGGAGACUGAACCUGUCAGACAGGAAGUUUUCCCUACAGGAGCGCUCUCAGACGGCGUCAUCACCUUGCAGCUCGCCUGGUCUAAACGGCCGCUAUAUUUACCCCUCUCUGCCCUACUCGCCAAUAACCUCCCCACACUCUUCUCCACGGCUCCCCCGUAGGCCAACAGUGGAGUCGCACAGUGUUUCCAUCACAGACUUACAGGACUGUGUUCAGCUCAACCAGUACAAGCUAAAAGAUGAGAUUGGAAAGGGCUCCUACGGUGUUGUCAAACUGGCGUACAAUGAAGAUGAUAACACGUACUAUGCGAUGAAGGUGCUGUCCAAGAGGAGGCUGAUGAGACAGGCUGGUUUCCCACGGAGACCACCACCCCGGGGAGCCAAAGAGGCACCCGAGGGCACACCCCAGCCCAAAGGACCCCUGGAGAGAGUCUAUCAAGAGAUUGCCAUCUUAAAAAAGCUGGACCACCCCAAUGUUGUCAAACUUGUGGAGGUUUUGGAUGACCCCAGUGAAGACCAUCUGUACAUGGUGUUUGAGCUCGUUAAGAAGGGGGCCGUUAUGGAGGUGCCAACAGAUAAACCUCUGAGUGAGGACCAGGCACGCUUUUACUUCCAGGAUCUGCUUAGGGGAAUCGAGUACUUGCAUUACCAGAGGAUUAUCCAUCGAGAUGUCAAACCUUCAAACCUGUUGGUGGGAGAAGAUGGACACAUUAAAAUAGCAGACUUUGGUGUCAGUAACCAGUUCGAGGGCGCCGAUGCGCUUCUGACCAGUACAGUGGGAACACCGGCUUUCCUUGCUCCUGAGGCUCUCUCAGAGACCAGAAAAAAUUUCUCAGGAAAGGCACUGGAUGUGUGGGCAAUGGGAAUAACACUUUACUGUUUUGUGUUUGGAACGUGUCCGUUUAUGGAUGAGCGUAUUCUCAGUCUUCAUCAAAAAAUAAAAACACAACCAGUUGAACUACCUGAAAAUGCUGAGAUAUCUGAUGACCUGAAAGAUCUGCUCCUCAAAAUGUUGGACAAGAAUCCAGGGACAAGAAUAACAGUUCCACAAAUUAAGGUGCACCCUUGGGUGACAAGGCACGGGGCAGAGCCCCUACCUCCUGAGGAUGAUAACUGCUGUAUGUUGAUUGAAGUAACUGAAGAGGAAGUGGAGAAUUCAGUGAAGCAUAUCCCCAGCCUGGCUACUGUGAUUCUUGUGAGAACUAUGCUGAGAAAGCGCUCCUUUGGAAACCCUUUUGACUGGAGUCGUAAAGAAGAUCGCAGUAGUUUGUGUGCUCCUGGGCAGAUGCUAACGAAACAAGAAAGCAGCGAUGGCAUGAAGAGUUUGGAUCUGCCCUACGUGGGAGAGGAUGAAGUUCUUUCCUGAUGCACAGCACUGCUAUCAGCCUGUAACUACACAGCACAACACCCCUUUACUUUCACUUUGACACUGGCGGCCCACCCCACACAGGAGGAGGACAGGCCCGGGGCCCAAGUUUAACAGCGAAUGCACUUUGACGACAUUCUUAGAGCUGUGUUUCUAUAAACUUCUGAAACAUUUUUUUAAGGAGGGCUCUUGGACUUCCUUAAGCCCCUGCGGUGGACUCACUCUCCUUGUCUUACCCUGCAUGCACUACUAGUACUAGCAUGCUUCGUCUCAGGCUUCUUCUGUACAGUUUUCAUCUUGUAGUAUACAGUCCCUGACAAAAGUCUUGUCGCUUAUCCAUUUUGUAGAAAAAAAAGCUUAUAA